AUGGGAAAACAAUAUAUAUCCACUGCGAUCGUGGGAGACGCGCACCAGUCCGACAUUCUGGACGUCUGCGUCUCCAAAAAAUAUACCGUCACCUGCUCGGCCGACGGAUCGCUUAAACUUUGGUCCAAUUCCUCUUCCGACCGGCCAUUGGAAACAAAGGUGUUUGUCGACAAGUUUGGGCUACACCACGUUUCCCUGUUUGAAACGAGCGAUUUCUUACUGAUUGGCACGGUGUCUUUUUCGGGAAAGUUCUACCUGUACAAAAUGAGCGAUCAGCUCGUCGCCGUUGACGACCUUCCUGCGGAGCUUAAGAACGAGAAAAGCUCAUUUUGGGCACUAAAAUUCAUGAAGGACCUCGAAGAGGACAACAACGUGUUGGCGAUCACGAUGGCUUCCGGAGAAACACAGAUAUACAACUUGCAGGGUGAAACAUUGACGUACACUGCCACAACGUCCUCAACAGACAAAUCGUUUGCAACGAGUGUUGAUCUGGACCCUACAUUUAAGAGAAUGGCCGUUGGCCACCAGAACGGCAACGUGUACAUCUACGACCUGGAGUACCUCAAGCCAUUAUAUGAGUUUCAAUCCUACGGCCUGAAGAAGGCGACGUCCUCGAGCUCACUGUCGACAGUGCGAUGUGUGCGAUUCUCGCCCGGAGGCACGCUGUUGGCGGUGGCGCGCGACUCGGGCGCAUACGGGACUAUCUUCUUGUACGACGUAAAAUAUGGCGAGGUCAUUGGCACGCUGACCAAUGCGUCGCACUCGUCAAAUGUCGGGAUCGGCGGUUUUGCGCACAACAGCUGGUGCAUGUCGGUUUCGUUCAACGAGGACGGGACGCUGCUGGCCAGUGGAGGUUUGGACGACACGAUUCGGGUCUGGAGCACAAGUACGCGGACCAAGGAGGCCAGUCUGGUGGUGAGCAAGUCGGACGUUGACGACGAGGCCCUGAGCCACACGAACCAGUUGGACAAUGCGACGUGCUGUGCUCUUUCGUUCAUUCCUAGAGGUCUGGUGGCGGGUGAGGGCGACAACGACGGGCUGGUGAUAGUUGGGUUCGACAGGGUGGUCAGAUGGUUCAGGGAGGCUGGAGGAGUGUAG
This is a messenger RNA of Ogataea parapolymorpha DL-1, 1098 nucleotides long. Its product is annotated as Protein involved in exosome mediated 3' to 5' mRNA degradation. NCBI's taxonomy places the organism in Eukaryota, Fungi, Ascomycota, Pichiomycetes, Pichiales, Pichiaceae. The coding region runs from base 1 to 1098 and encodes 365 amino acids. The record is from RefSeq and is a predicted model, not a curated record. The transcript has a single exon. Gene Ontology annotation, molecular function: protein binding. Gene Ontology annotation, cellular component: Cdc73/Paf1 complex.